UUGUUCAUCGCCUCGGAGCGCGCACAAGUUGAACGUUCCUUUUCUUCCAGAGCGCGCGUAAAAGCUCUUCCUCGCCUUCCUCUCCUCUGUGCGCGGUGACCAUGCUCGAUUGUUACGCGUCAACUAUCCGUGUUUGCUGUGUGCAGCCCCUCUGACCUUUGCAGUCGGCCCAUUUGGACGUGAUAGCUGGGUGCGGGUCAGUGCUUGUUUGCUGAGGAUGCUGCCGCCUUAAAUUGGUCAGCUCCAUCGAGAUCAGCGCGAGGACAACCGAGCGCUUCAUGUAACUAGCUCAGGUUGCAUGGUGUGUUGGCUCUGGGAUUGCAGCCUCUGCGGGAAAGUUCUGAUGCAGGAUGAUGUCGAGGGGGAUCUGCUAUUUGUUCUCCACAAAUAAUUGAAGAGAUGUGCAUACAGUAUGUUCAUCCAGUGGUGGGACCACAUAUCACUGACCUCUGAUCUGACUUCAGUCAACUGUUAACCUCUCAGUCACCCAGGGACCCUCUUCUCAUGUGUUAAGCAGAGCUUUCCUAAAAAGUUUAAUGGAGAGCUGGUCGGAUGACAGCUGGAACCGUUGUCAUAACUGGAGGAAUACUGGCCACAGUGAUACUUCUGUGUAUCAUAGCUGUGCUCUGUUACUGUAGACUCCAGUACUACUGCUGCAAGAAGAAUGGUUCUGACAGUGGCUCCAACUCUCUGCAACACUUUGACUGCAACACCUGCAAUGUCUCUGGCCUGGAUGGGACCAUCGGCAUCCCGGUGUCACUUUCGCCCCCAGAGCGACCCGCAUCCCGCAAAGCCAAGAAAGCCACAGUGGGGCGUCGCCACUACUGCCCCACCUGCUCCCCGUAUGACUCCCUCUUCUUCAGCCGUACCACUGAUGAGAUGCGCAACGGAGGCGAGCGCAUCACUUACAUGCCCACACACUACGAGAACCAGGCGCUGGCCAUGCCGCUUCCCGCCGUGCAGGGGUCCCUGCUGAGGGAGGCUCCUUGGAGCAGAGCACCUGAUUUCUACACCAACACACAAGCCAUCAGCACAGAGGUGUGACACUGCAACUAGAAGUGGUGAACAUAAAGCAGUUUUAGGAGGUGUUUGGACACUUUAUUAUAUUCACAGUUCUAAUUUACAACCCCAAUUCCAAUGAAGUUGGGACGUUGUGUUAAACAUAAAUAAAAACAGAAUACAAUGAUUUGCAAAUCACGUUCAACCUAUAUUUAAUUUAAUAUACUACAAAGACAUGAUAUUUACUGUUCAAACUGAUAAACUUUAACUCUAACUUAUUGUUUUUAGCAAAUCAUCAUUAACUUAGAAUUUUAUGGUUGCAACACGUUCCAAAAAAGCUGGGACAGGUGGCAAAAAAGACUGAGAAAGUUGAGGAAUGCUCAUCAAAUACCUGUUUGGAACAUCCCACAGGUGAACAGGCUAAUAGGGAACAGGUGGGUGCCAUGAUUGGGUAUAAAAGUAUCUUCCCAAGGCAGAAAACCAACAUUGAAUGCCGGUGACCUUCGAUCCCUCAGGCAACACUGCAUCAAAGACCGACGUCAAUGUGUAAAGGAUAUCACCACAUGGGCUCAAGAACACCUCAGAAAACCAAUGUCAGUAAAUACAGUUUGGCGCUACAUCCGUAAGUGCAACUUGAAACGCUACUAUGCAAAGCAAAAGCCAUUUAUCAACAACACCCAGAAACGCCGCCGGCUUCUCUGGGCCUGAGCUCAUCUAAAAUGGACUGACGCAAAGUGGAAAAGUGUUCUGUGGUCCGAUGAGUCUACAUUUCAAAUUGUUUUUGGAACUUGUGGACGUCGUGUUCUCCGGGCCAAAGAACCAUCUGGACUGUUAUGGACGCAAAGUUCAAAAGCCAGCAUCUGUGAUGGUAUGGGCCUGUGUUAGUGCCAAUGGCAUGGAUAACUUACACAUCUGUGAAGGCACCAUUAAUGCUGAAAGGUACAUACAGGUUUGGAGAAACAUGUGCUGCCAUCCAAGCAACGUUUUUUUUUCAUGAACGCCCCUGCUUAUUUAAUCAAGACAAUGCCAAACCACAUUCUGCACUUGUUACAACAGCGUGGCUUCGUAGUAAAAGAGUGCAGGUACUAGACUGGCCUGCCUGCAUUCCAGACCUGUCUCCCAUUGAAAAUCUGUAGCGCAUUAUGAAGCGUAAAAUAUGACAACGGAGACCCCGGACUGUUGAACAGCUGAAGCUGUACAUCAAGCAAGAAUGGGAAAGAAUUCCACCUACAAAGCUUCAACAAUUAGUGUCCUCAGUUCCCAAACGUUUAUUGAAUAUUGUUAAAAGAAAAGGUGAUGUAACACAGUGGUAAACAUGACCCUGUCCCAGCUUUUUUGGAACGUGUUGCAGCCAUAAAAUUCUAAGUUAAUGAUUAUUUGUUAAAAACAAUCAAGGUUAUCAGUUUCAACAUUAAACAUCUUGUCUUUGCAGUGUACUCAAUUAAAUAUAGGUUGAACAUGAUUUGCAAAUCAUUGUAUUCUGUUUUUAUUUAUGUUUAACACAAUGUCCCAACUUCAUUGGAAUUGGGGUAGUAGUUGGUUACUACUUUGGUUUUUUUUGGUUACUACACUGUAAUUUGAUUGUUAAUUGACGUUAAUGACUGAGGGCUAACUGACUAUCAAAAUAUACUGUCUAAAGUAGUGUUUACAUAUUUGCCCAAAACAAAAAUGUCAUCUGUUAAAUAAUGAAGUGUGAGGCAGUUGUGUCAUCCUACCUACAAAGUUCUGAAUCUUAUCAGUGCAUGCUCAAGUUUACAGGAGAUUCCAUUUCUAUGCAAGAUGUUUUAGAAUUCAAUUUCAAUCUAAGUUCAAUAAAUUUUACUUUAUUGUGUAACCUUACUGGCAGAUCAUGAAUAUGUGAGGUACAGUUGAUCGAUGUAGAUAUACUUGUAAGCAAAUACGAGUGAAUCACGGGUCGUUUAAGUUCCCGUGGUUUGCUUGGUCCCUUACUGAGCUUCCACUUUGUGUCCUCGUCUGCGUUUUAAAGACGCACUAAGUAUCUUUAUUAGGCUUUACACGAUCAGGAUUUUUGGCGCCGAUCACCGAUCAGCAAUUUUUAAAAAACGAUAACCGAUGACCGAUCUGAUCACAAGAUGGAGCAAUGUGUCCAUUUACAUGACUUGUUCAUUUAUUGUAUAUACUUGCGUACUGUAUACUUAGUAUCUUCAAGUAUCCUCUAGCAUUUUAGACAAAAGUUAAAUAUCAGUGACCUCUAGGGGGCAUUCAAGGAUUGGCCACUGACAUAAGUUUAAGUCAAAUCGACAUUACAACGUGACAGAAAUAAUGGGUGCUAACUUACUGUAAUUACAUUGCUUUAUUGCAAUUAAAUUACUUUAACAAAUACUGUUAAUGACACGCUUACUCUAACUUUCUCACUGUCCCAGCUAUAUGGACGGGUGUUGUCCAGAGUUUGCGCCCGUUUGGCUUUUCUUCCCGCCCCCACGCUGCGUUGCUUGAACGCGGCAUCCUCCUCCUGGUGUACAUUCUUCAGGUGCCUGAUCAAAUUUGUUGUGUUGAAGCAUUUAGAUGACGUUCCCCACGACAUACUUCAGUUGUGCACAGACUGCAAAUAACUUUCGUGUUGUCUGUCUGAGACACCGCAAAAUAGUCAAGAUACCAACGACGUGUUUUUUCACCGACAAGAUGGAAAAAAUGUUUUAUUGGCCAUCAGAUAGUUACAGUACUAUGCCACAAGACAUGUGACAAGGCUAAAAAAUAAACUAGCUUUUGGAUUCAUACGCGACGGCGACGCGGAGUAAAUGCCUUUUGCGGAGCCGGUCGAUGACGUCAUUGAUCGGAUCGGCAUAUUAUGACAUCAAAGCCGAUCGGCCGAUCAGCAUAAAAUGCUAAUUAUCGGCCGAUUCCGAUCAAGCCCAUCAGAUCGGUGUAAAGUCUAAUCUUUAUCAGUUUUUUUUUUUUUUUUUUUGGGGGGACAAUAUACACAUGGGGGCAGCAACCACAUAAGACUACAUACCAGAAACAACUGCAAUGCUCUCUACUUUAUUACUGUUGUGCUUUUUCUGCUGGAUGUGGCAGGAUACUGAACACUUGCAAGUCUUUACACACAAGUUUUACACACAAAGAUGGGACUCAUUUGCGUUUUGCAUGCACAUGCGCUUCAUGUUACACGCAUUUGUCUUUGUUUGUUUCGAUGAGGAGGGUAAUUCACUCUUUGUUCUCGUUUACUAUUACUUUCAUGUUGAAUCAUCAAUAUCAACACAGCACUAUUGUUUCUCUUCACAUUGUGAGAACAUCAACUUUUUAGAUGCAGUAUGCUACAAGUCAUCUUUGUUUGUGACCAACAAUGUUUGCUGAGAUAGUCCUGAGUAUAAAAUUAUUUUUUUUUCUCAGAAUCUACAACCUUUUCCAUUCUUUUCAGCAUAAAAUUACACCAUUGAUAGCAGCAACUUGGAUACUUUUUCAUCUAAACACCCUUAAAAAAAAGAUUUUUUUAAUUUUGGUCUUCGAGCAAGGGCAAAUAAGUGUACAGGACACUUGUAUAAAGGUAUUACUCAAACCAAUGUGAAAUGUGUCAUGUGUUUAUAAAAGUCAAUACAAAAUGUCAGGACAAACGCUUUGUUACAAAGAAUAUUAUUAUCAUUUCAUUACUUACUGUAUUACCUGCUAAACUAGUUUAGAAGCUACUAGUUAAACAGAACAAAAAACGAUUUUGAAAUGUUGAUCAAGAAAUUGCCAUAGAAUCAGAAUCCUCUUUAUUUGCCAAGUAUGUCCAAAAACACACACAAGGAAUUUGUCUCCGGUAGUUGGAGCCGCUCUAGUACGACAACAGACAGUCAAUUGACAGAGAAUAUUUUUGAGACAUAAAGACAUUUACAAAAAACAGUCACUGAGCAAUAAAGGGUUAAUAGUUAUCUGGUAAUGCCGGUACAUUUUUUUCUUUUUUGACAAUUGUGCAAAAGAUGCAGAGUCCUCUAACACUUAGAGCAGUUCGAAUGACUAAUAUUGCAACAGUCCGGUGCAAUGACCAUUGUGCAAAAGACGCCGAGACUUCAAGGAGUGUAUGCAGUUUAAAGUGACGAGUAACGCGAUAAUCUGGGACAAUGUUGAUUGUGUAAAUGUUGCAGAUACUCCUCAGUCAGUGUGCAAAUGGAGAUAUAUAUGAUCAGUAAUAUUUAACAGUGAUACAUUUUGACAAAGAAAGAUUUGUAAUUGCUUGGAAUAGAUGUGUGUAAUUAUAA
Molecule: messenger RNA, 5198 nt
Organism: Phyllopteryx taeniolatus (common seadragon)
Lineage: Eukaryota; Metazoa; Chordata; Actinopteri; Syngnathiformes; Syngnathidae
Product: protein FAM163A-like
Exons: 6
Coding region: 553-1044 (163 amino acids)
Source: RefSeq, a predicted model, not a curated record